This is a messenger RNA of Gongylonema pulchrum, 510 nucleotides long. The record is from the annotation of a GenBank genome assembly. NCBI's taxonomy places the organism in Eukaryota, Metazoa, Nematoda, Chromadorea, Rhabditida, Gongylonematidae.
AUGGAAUUAGGCAAGCCAAAAGUCAUCAUAAUAAAAUACAAUCACCUGAUUCAUGACCACGCGUAUUCACUCAGUGCUCACCCGGAACAACGGCUUGUGAAAAUGCACGACUAUGAGGACAUACCGUUGACACUGUUGCAUGGAUCAGCAGCUCCAACAUCCAGUGAACGUGGACAUUCAAGGCAUCAUCAUGUAAUGCCGCAUGCAAUAGCCGAAGAUCCACAGGAACGGGAAGAGGCACAGGAAACGGAGCCAAAUACAACGGAGGAUGUGGUGGAGCUCAGUAGCUCUGGCGUAACAUUUAGUGCACCACCGCAGCCUUCUUCGGACAACUCGCGGCAAAUGAUACGGCGACGAAGCACAACGUCUGAAGGCGCAAGUAACGGGCCUAGCCUAUUGACUCGCAAAAAUCCGAAUCGGAUGGCUGGGCAUUUUGUUGAGAGCGCCGUUUCACGACUUCUAACUUUCACUGUUCAGAAGUCGGAUUGUCCAAAUGCAACGCUUGAAUAA